AUGCCCUUUGGACGGAUUAGUACUUCGCCUUCGCCUGUACCCCGUGUGCCCAGAAGAGCCGGUACUCCCGUAAACUCGAGAGGCAAUACUCCUUACUCUUGGGAUGCGGCUUGUGCUUCUCCACAAAACGAUUCUAAUGGUCGUUCUCCGUCGCCAAGAAUACCGCCUGGGGGAGAUUGGAUCGCAAGGGCCCGUACACGCCUUGAUUCCUGA
This is a messenger RNA of Cylicocyclus nassatus, 213 nucleotides long. The record is from the annotation of a GenBank genome assembly. Lineage: Eukaryota; Metazoa; Nematoda; Chromadorea; Rhabditida; Strongylidae.